GGAAAAGGCAGGCAUGUGGCAUCGCAUAUUUGUGCUGAGCUGCAUGUGGAGUGCGUUUUUCAUUUCCCGCAGCCAAGGGCAACAAAUCAACAUUGGUGCCUUCUUCUAUGACGAUGAACUGGAACUGGAAAAGGAGUUCCUUGAGGUAAUCAAUGCCAUCAACGGUCCUGAACCGGAGCAAACCCUGCGCUUCUUUCCUUUGAUAAAACGUUUAAAACCCGAGGAUGGCAGUGUCACCAUGCAGGAGCAGGCCUGCGAUCUUGUGGAUAAUGGUGUCGCGGCUAUUUUCGGACCAAGUUCAAAGGCGGCGAGCGACAUUAUAGCUUUGGUUUGCAAUAAUACCGGCAUUCCCCACAUUGAAUUCGAUGUGGCGGACGAGGAGCAUUUGGAGGAGAGACCCAACCAUCAGAUGACUUUGAAUCUUUACCCUUCUCAGGUGAUACUCUCCAAGGCCUAUGCGGAUAUUGUUCAGAACUUUGGCUGGCGCAAGUUUACCAUAGUCUAUGAUGCGGAUGAUGUCAAGGCUGCCGCUCGUUUACAGGACCUUUUGCAGUUGAGGGAAGUCCACAACGAAGUGGUUAGGGUAAGAAAGUUCCACAAGGACGAUGACUAUCGGGUCAUGUGGAAAAGCAUUAGGGGUGAAAGAAGAGUGGUUCUGGACUGUGCUCCUGGAAUGCUGGUGGAGCUAUUGAAUGCCUCUUCGGAAUUUGGUCUAACUGGACAGUUUAAUCACAUUUUCCUGACCAAUCUGGAUACCUAUACCGAUCACCUGGAGGAACUCUCUGCCGACAAUGAGACCUUUGCUGUGAAUAUAACUGCAGCUCGACUUCUGCUCAAUCCUGAUCCGCCACCAUACUCCCAGCCCUAUGGCUAUGUCAUUCAAAAGGAUGACAUAGUUUACGAGAGCAACGAGUCGCCUCGCACUCUCCUCCAUGACCUAAUCCAUGAUGCCCUGCAUCUCUUUGAGCAAUCCUGGCGAAAUGCCAGCUUCUUUUACCCCGACCGGAUGGUGGUGCCUCGGAUUACCUGUGACUUUGCCUCCUCCGGAGGUCGCACCUGGGCCAUGGGUCGCUAUCUCACACGCCUCAUGAAAGGGACAUCCGGUGUGAAUAGCACCAACUUCCGGACAACUAGCCUGCAGUUCGAUGAAGAUGGUCAACGGAUAACGUUCAAUAUAGAGGUCUACGAUCCCCUAGAUGGCAUUGGCAUUGCGGUGUGGGAUCCCAGGGGUCAGAUAACGCAACUGAAUGUGGAUGCCAAGGUGCAAAAGAAGAUCGUUUACAGAGUGGCCACGAGGAUAGGACCACCGUAUUUCUCCUACAAUGACACUGCCGUGGAGCUAAAUAUGACUGGAAAUGCACAAUAUCAGGGUUAUGCCGUGGAUCUUAUCGAUGCCAUUGCCCAGGAGAUGGGUUUCGAGUAUUUAUUUAUUCCUGUGGCGGAUCAACAGUAUGGAAAGCUGGACAAGGACACCAAGCAAUGGAAUGGCAUUAUUGGCGAGAUUAUUAAUAAUGAUGCCCACAUGGGCAUUUGUGAUCUGACCAUCACCCAAGCACGGAAAACCGCCGUGGAUUUUACGGUUCCCUUCAUGCAAUUGGGCGUCAGCAUUUUGGCCUACAAAAGUCCGCAUGUGGAGAAGCCUCUGGAUGCGUAUUUGGCGCCCUUUGGUGGUGAGGUUUGGAUGUGGAUCCUGAUUUCGGUGUUUGUGGUCACCUUUCUCAAGACAAUUGUCGCAAGAAUUGCCAAGAUGGAGUGGGAGAACCCGCAUCCUUGCAAUCGUGAUCCUGAAGUGCUGGAGAACUCUUGGGAUAUUCACAACACGGGUUGGCUAACGGUGGCCUCCAUUAUGACAGCUGGUUGCGAUAUUUUGCCAAGGAGUCCGCAGGUUCGCAUGUUCGAGGCCACCUGGUGGAUUUUUGCCAUCAUUAUAGCCAACUCUUACACUGCCAAUUUGGCUGCCUUCUUGACCAGUUCCAAAAUGGAGGGAAGCAUUGCCAAUCUUAAGGAUUUGAGUGGUCAGAAGAAGGUUAAAUUUGGCACAAUUUACGGUGGAAGUACGUACAAUCUCUUGGCAGAUUCCAAUGAGACUGUUUAUCGCCUGGCUUUCAAUCUGAUGAACAAUGACGAUCCUUCGGCCUACACCAAGGAUAAUCUGGAGGGAGUGGAGCGUGUGCAGAAGAAUCGCGGUGACUACAUGUUCCUUAUGGAGACAACCACCUUGGAGUAUCAUCGUGAGCUGCAUUGUGAUCUUCGUUCUGUUGGUGAAAAGUUUGGGGAAAAGCAUUAUGCCAUUGCGGUGCCUUUUGGAGCGGAAUAUAGAUCCAACUUGAGUGUGGCCAUCCUGAGGUUAAGCGAGCGGGGACACCUUUACGAUUUGAAGCAAAAAUGGUGGAAGAAUCCAAAUGCCAGUUGCUUUGAGGAACCAGAUCCGGAUGCCACACCGGACAUGACCUUUGAGGAGUUGCGUGGCAUUUUCUAUACACUCUAUGUGGGUAUCCUGAUUGCUUUUCUUAUUGGUAUUACCGAGUUUCUGGUCUAUGUGCAGCAGGUGGCCUUGGAGGAGAGGCUCACUUUAAAGGCAGCUUUUAAUAAGGAGAUUAGGUUUGUUCUGUGUGUUUGGAACAACAAGAAACCCAUUGUGGCUGGCACACCUGUUUCUAGCCUGCGAACAACUCCCAGGAGAUCCAUUGACAAGUCCUUGGAACGAACUCCCAAAUCAAAUCGACGCAUUGUCAUAGGUCGCUCUUCAGAGGAGAUGCGGGAAAUGGCUCAGGGAUCGGGUUCAGGUUCGGGUUCAGGUUCAGUUUCUUCAUCACCCGUCAAUCCCAAUCCCAAAAUAAAGCAAGAGGAGGCUCGUGUCUAA
Messenger RNA from Drosophila serrata, 2863 nucleotides. RefSeq names its product Glutamate receptor IIC (gene GluRIIC). Lineage: Eukaryota; Metazoa; Arthropoda; Insecta; Diptera; Drosophilidae. Gene Ontology annotation, cellular component: membrane. Gene Ontology annotation, biological process: monoatomic ion transport. Gene Ontology annotation, molecular function: ligand-gated monoatomic ion channel activity; signaling receptor activity. The record is from RefSeq and is a predicted model, not a curated record.